Cervus elaphus (red deer) is the source of this 4369-nucleotide messenger RNA. RefSeq names its product zinc finger protein 432-like. Bases 463 to 2421 code for a protein of 652 amino acids. The transcript has 5 exons. Gene Ontology annotation, biological process: regulation of cytokine production; regulation of immune system process; negative regulation of transcription by RNA polymerase II. NCBI's taxonomy places the organism in Eukaryota, Metazoa, Chordata, Mammalia, Artiodactyla, Cervidae. Gene Ontology annotation, molecular function: DNA-binding transcription repressor activity, RNA polymerase II-specific. The record is from RefSeq and is a predicted model, not a curated record.
AAAUGGAAUAUCAGCCGUGGUUUCUCAGCAGACCCGUACGCCGUCUGUACGUCAGAUGCUCAAAGAUGGCGGCCCCCAAGGGGCCGAGGCGGAAGUGGUGGCGCGGAUAUAUUAGCUCAUAAGGAAAUGCCGGAAACGCCCUAUCGUUCACCAUAGAAACGCUGUAGAAACGCCGCUGAUCCUUGACGGUUGGUGUCGGUAGAGGGGGCUGGGCAGGGGGACCAGAAGUGAAAGAAGCUUAGGGAAGAAAGUUAGGCCAUGAAGAGGUGGCUGCAGGUUCAGGAGGUUCAGGUUUAAACAUCAGACAAGAUAUGAAUGAAGAAAGAGGAGGUUCCAGGACCUAGAUAUUAUUUCUGGGGACACUCUGGCAGCUGUGAUAUCUAAGUAGAAAUUAACAGGAAUAUCCAGAAGAGACAGAGACAGAACCUCUGUGUUGCCAACUGUUUUCAGAGAACAGAGAAUAUGAUCCAGGCACAGGAAACCCUGUCAUUCAAGGAUGUGGCUGUGGACUUCACGUGGGAAGAGUGGCAGCUCCUGGCCCCUGCUCAGAAGACCCUGUACCGGGAUGUGAUGCUGGAGAACUAUAGCAACCUGGUGUCCGUGGGGUAUCGAGUCAGCAAAUCAGAUGUGCUGUCCAAGUUGGAACGAGGGGAAGAACGAUGGAUGACAGAAGAUGAAAUCCACAGUCACACCUGGCCAGAAACUGGCAACGUUGGUAAUCAUCUGCAGGUUGACUGGGAAAAUAAAAAAAUGCUGAAAGGUAUUGAACAAUACCAGGAACGUAAUACAUUUGGAAAUCCUGUUCCUCAAAGCCAAAGUUAUUUCUCUUCCAGGCAAAAUCAUGAUAUGUUUGAGUUCUAUAUAAAAACUUGGAAGUCAAAUUUAAGUUUAGUCAUCCAGAGCCAAAGCUAUGAAAUUAAAAACUCUACUAAAUGUAAUGGAGAUGGGAAAUCAUUUCUGUUUGGUAAACAUGAAAAAUGUCAUUCUCCAGUUAAAUGCCCUGUAAGUGCAAAACCCAUCAGCACUAAGUCCCAAGUCAUUAAGCACCAAAUAACUUACAACAUAGAGAAAGCCCAUGUAUGCAGUGAAUGUGGGAAAGCCUUUGUUAAGAAGUCUCAGCUCACUGAUCAUCAGAGAGUUCAUACAGGAGAGAAACCUUAUGGAUGCAGUCUGUGUGCAAAAGUAUUCUCCCGGAAGUCCAGGCUCAAUGAACAUCAGAGAAUUCACGAGAGAGAGAAAUCUUUUAUAUGCAGUGAUUGUGGAAAAGUCUUCACCACGAAGAGCCGUCUGAUUGAACACCAGCGAACUCACACAGGAGAGAAACCUUACAUAUGCAGUGACUGUGGAAAAGGCUUCCCAGGGAAACGUAAUCUCAUCUUACAUCAGCGAAAUCAUACUGGAGAGAAAUGCUAUGUAUGUAGUGAAUGUGGAAAAGGCUUCACUGGAAAGAGCAUGCUCACUAUACACCAGCGAACUCACACCGGAGAGAAACCCUACAUCUGCAGUGAAUGUGGGAAAGGCUUUACCACAAAGCACUAUGUCAUCAUCCACCAACGGAAUCAUACAGGAGAGAAACCCUACAUAUGCAAUGAAUGUGGGAAAGGUUUCAUCAUGAAGAGCCGUCUGACUGAACAUCAGCGAAUUCAUACAGGAGAGAAGCCGUAUGUGUGCAAUGAAUGUGGAAAAGGCUUUCCCAGAAAGGGUAAUCUGAUUGUACAUCAGAAGACUCAUACAGUAGAGAAAUCCUAUGUAUGUAGUGAAUGUGGAAAAGGCUUCACUGUGAAGAGCAUGCUUACCAUACACCAACGAACUCACACUGGAGAGAAACCCUACAUCUGCAGUGAGUGUGGGAAAGGCUUCCCAUUAAAGAGUCGGCUGGUCGUGCAUCAGCGAACACAUACUGGUGAAAAACCUUACCGAUGCAGUGAAUGUGGGAAAGGCUUCAUUGUGAACAGUGGACUGAUGUUACAUCAGCGAACUCACACUGGAGAGAAACCCUAUAAAUGCAAUAAAUGUGGAAAAGAGUUUGCCUUUAAGAGCAAUCUUGUGGUACAUCAGCGAACUCAUACCGGAGAGAAACCCUUUACAUGCAGUGAGUGUGGAAAAGGUUUCACCAUGAAACGCUAUCUCAUCGUACAUCAACAAAUUCAUAUGGGAGAGAAGUCCUAUAUAUGCAGUGAAUGUGGAAUAGGUUUUGUCAUGGAAACAGAGCUCAUUUUACAUCAGCAGAUUCAUACUGGAGAGAAACCUUAUGCCUGCAGUGAAUGUGGCAAAGGCUUCACUGUGAAAAGCCGUCUAGUGGUUCAUCAGCGGACUCAUACAGGAGAGAAACCUUUUGUAUGCAGUGAUUGUGGAAAAGGCUUCUCCUCAAAAAGGAAUCUCCUUGUACAUCAAAGAACUCAUAAUGGAAACAAACCAUAAAAGUGACGACUAUGAUCACAACUACAGGAAGAAAAUAUGCUUUGUCCAACAUCAGAGAUUUCUAACCUUUAUAUAUACUGACUGUGGAAAAUCCUAUUCAGCAUUGGUAUUGGUCUCAUUACCCACCAGAAAAUUUACACAGGAGACAAACUGUAUGUAUGCAAUUAACGUGAGAAAGCCUUCAACACAAAUUCAACACUCACUGUACCUCAAAAGAACUCAUACAAGAGUUCUUUUGUCAACCCUUGUUAAUACACAUGAGAAACAUAUAGGUCAAAGUACAUAAUUCUUUGUAGAAACUCUGAACUCAUUAUAUACAAGUGAAUUUGUUUAGGAUGAAAAAGAUGAUAGUUCAGUGACCUCAUUAAACAUUGUGUGCUCCUAGCACACUUGACUAUCAUCAGUGUAGAUUAGCCUGCUGCUAGACUUCACCCUUAAGAAAUAUGAAAUUUGCAGAGGGGUGAAGUUUAAUGAAUGAAGAGAAUGUGCUAGUGCCUUCAGUGAUCAGUUACCUCACAUUUUAUGUCUAAAUUUACAUGUAGGAAAAGCUCUGAUACAUUCAAUGCAGAAAAAGCUCGAGAAAGCAUUUUUAGGUACUAAUUAUAUGUCUGAAAAGUAUAUGCUAAGAUAAAUCCUAUGAAUGGAGAGACUAGGAAAGCCUUCUAUGGAAAUAAAAACCCUGUCUCAUCAGUGAUCAUAAUAGAUCACCAAUGAGCUCAUACAUCUUAACAAUAUGAUGAUCGUGGGAAAGCCUUUGCCUGGAAAUAAAACCUCAGUAAGUUGCCUGAUACGAAUGCUGGAGAAAAAUUUUCAGAUGGCAAUGAAAAUGGCAGGAUUUCAGUGAUACAUUCUGCCUCAUUGCUUUUCAUGAAUUCACACAGAAAUAAAAUGGUUAUGGACCCACUAAAUAUGGAGUAACUUUAGCAAAAUAUCAGAAUUCUGAAGGAAAGAAACCUCACGAAAAUGACAUACACUUGAAUUUUCUAUCAGAAGUCUAAAUUUAUUAUACACCUGAUGUCCAUUUUGGGGCAGAAUACCUUGAACCAUAUCAAUGAUUCCAUAAUUUUAAAGUGGGCUAGUCUUGACACUAAUUUGUAAUGUUAUAUACAAUACAGGAGUGUUCUGUGCCCACCUUGUAUUAUUAUAUGUUUCACUCUUGCAUUUCUUAGGUUCUAAAUUCAGCUCUGUCUACAGUGUAUUUCAAAAUAAAAAGGAAUAUAUUCAUAAAUGUAAUCCAACAUAACUGGAUGUAUUUAUCUAAGUUUAAAAGUAGCAUUAGGUAGUUUACAAACACUUUAAAAAUGAUUUUUCUAAAAUUCAUUUUGAAAUAGUUUUAGACUCCCAAGUAAUUAGAAAAUAUACCAAGUUCCCACAUACCCUUACUCAGUUUCUUCAGUGAUGUUAUGUUACAUAACCAUAAUACAUCAUCAAACCCAAUAAAAUGGCAUUGGUGCAGUAAACUGGAUCUUAUUUGGAUUUUAGUAGGUUUUUGCAUGUACUAAUUUGAAGUUUUUUGGUUUUAGUAUAUAUUUUUAAAGAAAUUUUAUCUUAUACAUAGGAUUUCUGUAAAGCCCACCACAAUUGGGAUGCAGAAUUGUGCCAACACAAAGAAACAUCUUCCUGUUACCCUCUGUGGUCACACUCUUCCCCCACCCCUGACCAUGGUGACCACUGGUCAGACUCCAUCACUCCAACUUGGUUAUUUCAACAAUGCUGUUACAAUGGAAUCAUACAGUGUGUAGCCUUUGAGAUAGGCUUCGUUUCACUCAGCAAAUUGCUGUUAAGAUCCAUCCAAAUUUUUUGGUGUAUAAAUAGUUUUACUUGUUGUUAAUAGUAUUCUUUUGUAUGGCUGUACAAUGACUUACCUGUUUACUGUUGACAGAUGUCUGGGUUGUUUGCCAGUGUUUCAUUGUUUUGAAUAAAACCCUAUGAACAUUUGUGGACCCAA